Molecule: messenger RNA, 6653 nt
Organism: Schistocerca gregaria
Lineage: Eukaryota; Metazoa; Arthropoda; Insecta; Orthoptera; Acrididae
Gene: Slmap
Product: sarcolemmal membrane-associated protein
Exons: 20
Coding region: 669-3275 (868 amino acids)
Molecular function (GO): protein binding
Source: RefSeq, a predicted model, not a curated record
AAAUUCUGUGGAUGUUUUUGCACUGUGAGUACAAAUUAAUUCACUGCUGCAAUUAGAAGUAUCAGUCAUGCUGCGAAUCUUUUGCUGCGCGUGUAUUGUAUUUUGUACGAAUUCCUACGUUGUUAAUGAAAACAGAUGCGCUUUCCCUGACCAGAUCUAAGUAUGGAAUCUGGGUGAAACUGUAGUUUCCAGAGCAAAUUCGCCGAUCAUAGGGUUUGAUAGGCAGUAAGCAUACACACAGGCAUCAGAGAGACGCCGCUUGUGCAUUUGCAUUAGUUGUCAUGCUGUAUUUCGGUGCAGCUGUUGUGUGAUUUGUUUAUCAUUAAUGUUGGACGGGACACAGCCCUGAUUGCUCACUUUAUAAUCGAAUAUGUGUCACAUAUCGGUAUAAUGCAAGUACUGUGCUGUUACAAUACGACACAAUUGGUAGAAAUUACGUAGGUCUGAUGUUCUUCACUAUUUGAUCAUGCUUGUAGGAUGUGUGUAGCUGUCAACAGCAAAUGCCUAGGUGUUUUACAAAACCCACAGCUUGUGACUUUGUGAAGUGGUCUGUUUCAAGAGUUAAACGAUUAUUUGUGUAUUGUGCAACAUUAGUUGUUGCUAAUAGUGACUUGAGCCUCCAGUGAUUAAUAUCCAUACCAACAAAAUUUGCUGUCACAGUUGGUGGGAUGUUGUUGCAACAGGCGCCAUAUUUUUGUCAAAAGAUGGUGAUAGUUACUGGUUGGAUGCAAAAUGUGGGGCCCUACCCAAAUAGCCGGGAUAUCAUAACGACUCCUCCUAAAAUGGCUGCACGGGCUGUUCUGAUCUGUAGGCCAAAUUCUCAUCCAUUCCAGGAACGCUCGCUGGUUCUUGACCAGCCAGUGAAAAUUGGUCGAUCAGUUGCAAGAGCCCGCGCAGCCCAAAACAAUGCAAUCUUUGAUUGCAAAGUGUUGUCCAGAAAUCAUGCGCUGUUGUGGUAUGAAAAUGGAAAGUUUUACCUGCAAGACACAAAAAGUAGCAACGGGACUUUUGUCAAUAACCAACGUUUAAGUAAGAGUGCUGAUGAAUCUCCACCCCGUGAAGUUUGUUCGGGUGACAUUGUACAGUUUGGUGUUGAUGUGAUGGAGAAUGCACGUAAGGUGACGCACGGCUGUAUAGUAGCUACAUUGAAACUCUACUUGCCUGAUGGGAAGGAAGCGAAGGCAAGUUCCUCAACAUCAGUCGUGAGCUCUAUUGGAGUGGUUCCACUUGAAGAUCUGUACCAGCUCAACCAGUACUUACAGGAUGCUUUGCAACGUGAACAGUUGCUUGAAAACAAACUUGCCACUAUGCAGAGGCUCAUGGAGACAACACGACAAGCAUCAGACAGAAGCUGGAGAGCAUUGAUUGAUGAAGACAGAUUACUCUCACGUGUGGAAAUACUGGAGAGUCAGUUGCUUGUAUACUCAAAGAAUUUUGGAGAAGAUAAACUUCGAGAAGAGCUACGAAAACUGCAAGAAGAUAAAAGUCAGUACCUUGGUACAGCCAAAGAAUCGUUACGAAGGAUUCUUCAGGAGAAAUUGGAUGCAAUUACUAAAUUAGCUGAUCUGGAAAGAACUCUGAGUAACACUGAAGAUGAAGUUGACCAUUUGAAGGAUAUGCGAGAAAGGAGCCAACAGGAACUUCAGGAGCUAGCUCACAAAUACACUACUCAACUUCAGAAGGUCGAAGACUUGGCAUCCAAGUUGCAGGAGACAGAAGAACAACACCGUGAAAUAUGUGAGCGGCUAGAGCAAGAGAAACGAGAGUUGUCUGCCCAAGUGGAAGACCAGUUGUACUCAGAGGCAGCACUCCAAGCAAGGCUUGAUGCUGUUACUAAAGACAGUGAUCUUAUAUCGCAGCGACAACGUGCAUUGCUUCAAACAUGUCUUAACAACAGUCAUUCAAUCCUUGAUAUGAAAGAGAACUCUGAGACAAUGAAGGAGACUGAUUCCACUGGUACACAGGUAGACCUGAUUUUAGAAAAGAUAGUUCCUGAUCGACAGACACAAGAUUAUUUAAAAGAUGCAGCAGAUAAUAUAAAAUUUCAGCUACAAAAGACAGAAGAUGCUUUACAAGAAAGUCAUGCAGAAGUGCGCCAGCUGUAUGUUAAACUGGAAGAUGCACGUUCUCAAGAAGACUCACUGUUAGAUAAUGUUCACCAACUGGAAGAAAAUUUAGCAGCUCUAAGGAAACAAGUUGACAAAACUCCUCAUGAUAACUCUCAGACAAUUGCCCAGGUGAAUGCUAAUCAGAACAACAAAUUAAAAGCCGAAGUAAUUAAACUUGAAGAAGCUCUGUGGAUUUCUCAAUUGUGGGUUGACCAGUAUUCCUGCAUGGUGGUAGUUUUGAAAGAACUGCUGAGUGAAGCUCGGAAUAAAGCACAGUCUGCUGAGGAACAAGUAUUACUGUAUCAGAAGGAACUUGAAAAUGUUCAGCAGAAAGUAAAGAGCUUAACUGAAGAGGCGACUAUUCUUCAGCAGCAACAUCAGGUGUAUCAGUUCAUGGCUGAAAAUAAAUCUGACACUGUGGGAAAGUUACAUGAAACUAUAAAGCGACUGACAUUUGCAAGAGAUCAGCUGCAACUGGAAGUUCAUAAACUGGAGGAAAAGCUCCAAGUGGAAGUAGCAGCUUCUCGUCGUCAUAGUGAUGAAUCAGAGCGCUUGCGAAAGCAACUUGUGGAAGUGCAGCAAUGUGUGAAGCAAGGACAUAAUGAGGCAGAAAAAAUGAAGGAUAGGCUGAAUGCUCUUCAGGCUGAAUUAGAUGCACGUAUAAAUAGUGCAGAACUAAUGUCCGACAAUAAAGAUAAAGAGGAGGUUCAGCAACUAUCCAACCGAUGCGUGAUCCUGGAAGCUGAAAAUCUCAGGUUACGAGCGGAGUGUGUGAAGUUGAACAAACAGUGCAGUGACCAGCUUCAAAUUCAGGAAGAAUUGGAAGCACUGAAAUCACAUUUGUCAAGUCAUCCUAUUGGUAACUUCUUAGAAGAAGUGGAUGAACUUAAGAGCCAGAGGUCAAAAAUGACUGAGAAGGUAAAUUGUCUUGAGGAAGAACUUGUGCUUGUGAAAGAGAGGUAUGCAAAAUGCAAUGAUGAACAAACUCGUCUGAUAAAAGAACUUGAAAUACUGAAACAAGACAGUGGUAGUUUGCUUAAUCAGACAUAUGCUGCUUUGUGGUGUGGAUUGGUACCAUUCAUCAUAGUGUUCCUGGGAAUUAUUAUGGCAUUCUAUCCCACAUUGUCUUUCUUCAUGGGUACAGCUGAUUCACCACUUCAACCAUAGUGAAGAUGUACAAGAACAGCAUGUUAUGAAUGUUUCCAACUGUACAAGGAAAGCAUAAUGCAUAUGAAAUUUUGUUAGCAAGUGUCUCAGGGGUCAAGAUAAAAUAAUUUAUGUGCUUUAAUAUUGCAAUACAAGAUGAUAUUUUUUUCAUCCACUGUUUAAAUAGAUUUAAUGAUGUAGGACCUCUUUUAUGUAUCAUGAAAUAUUUUAGUUGUAACUGUUUUUUUAAUCUGUAUUAUAUGAUGAGUAUUAUGUUAGUAGCAUUCUGCUUCUGAUACUUUCUAAACAUACUCCUGUUUCAUUUGGUAAAACUUGUUUUAUGUAUAAUGUUCUGUCAUUGCAUGACUUUUUAAUGUUGUAUUACUCAUACUUACUUUUUGAAUCUGUCUGCUUGUUUGUACACUUGUUUGUAUUUUUUGCUGCUUUGGUUUGUUGUUGUUGUUGAUGUUGUUGUUGUUGUUAUUGCUAUUGUUAUUGUUGUUAGUCUGAUGUAUUUGUUUUAAGAAAAAGUACAAAAUUGGAUUUUCGAGUUUUAUAAUUUGGCACAAAAGUUACUUUCUAAGAGGGGUGUGUGUGUGUGUGUGUGUGUGUGUGUGUGUGUGUGUGUGUGUGUGUGUGUGAUAAUUCAUUUGUGGGGAAAAUCUCUGCACCCAGCUGUAGCUAUAUGGAACAGUUGUCAAAUGAAAAUUUAAAGUACUUAUAUAUGUAGUUGUGGUAAUGAUUGUAUCUACAACAAAAUCAUUGCUGCUUCAAUUUGACAAAAUAGUGGGGAAGAAAUUGGUGAUGACUAUAAUCAAGGAAUCAUUCUGACAUUUGCCUGAAGUGAGCAAACUUAAAUUGGCGCAUGGAAUGAAAAUUAAUCCAGAUCCUCGUGAACAGAAGUCUGUUACCUUAGCUGAGUAGCAAAUAACUUGGUUGCAACACAAGGACUGUGUCACUGAAGCGCAAAUUCUCCCUCAUAGAAUUUUUCCCCUAUUAUGUUCAUGUUGCAAUUUAAUUCUGAAGAGCCGGCUGCAGUGGUCUCGCGGUUCUAGGCGCUCAAUCAGGAACCGCGCGACUGCUACGGUCGCAGGUUCGAAUCCUGCCCAGGGCAUGGAUGUGUGUGAUGUCCUUAGGUUAGUUAGGUUUAAGUAGUUCUAAGUUCUAGGGGACUGAUGACCUGAGAUGUUAAGUCCCAUAGUGCUCAGAGCCAUUUGAACCAUUUUAAUUUUGUGGAUAAAUAUAUUAUUUCAACCAUUUCAGUUCACUGAGAAUAUAUGAAACCCAAUGUUUUUUUGUGCUAAUAUUGGUAAUGAAAUUCAGUGUGUUCUGUUCUGGAUUGUAAUCUUGUGCCAAGAAAUGAAGUUAAAUGUUUUGGUAAUAACAUAAAACUGUAAAAUGUAGAACUAAUGCUGUGUGUAAAGUUAGUAACAGUAAGUUACAAUGAUUAUAUCUUGUUAUUUUAAUUGUGUUUUUUUUUCCAUUGAGAAGCAAAAACGAUUCACUCCUUCAGUUUGAUUAUGUUGUAAUCGUUUGUUUUAUAGUGUAUAACUCCAAUUAAUAAUCACACAACAUAAUGUGUGCAACCUCUGUAGAGACAUUUAUAUAAAUAUGUCGUCAUGCACUAGUUUGGGUAAACGUUUGUUUAAGAUUUGUAGACAAUGUCGUGGAAUGUUGUAGACUCGUCAUGAAAUUUAUAAUUUUAUACCUUUUUAAUACCAGCAAAGCUUACAGUGGCUGAUCAUUACUGUAAUAAUGUGGUAAACUGUGUGAGAAGCACAAAAGUGUAAGAGUAUUCAGGAUGUAUUUUAUGUACAUAGAGAAACUGUAUAUAUACAGAAAAAAGCAGAGAAAAAGAAGAGGUAUGUUCCUGCUAUACGACUGAGUAAGCCAUCACUGUCUUGCCGUAUGCAAAAGAAGUUAUCCAUUUGUGAUAUUCGCUAUGGAUCAAAUAAAAAACGUGUGUGUGUGUGUGUGUGUGUGUGUGUGUGUGUGUGGUGUGUGUGGUGUGUGUGUGAGAGAGAGAGAGAGAGAGAGAGAUAUGCAAAAUUGAAGCUCUACCUGGUAGAACUCUGUAAUAUUUUAAUUGGGAAGUAUGACUUGUAAUUCCCGAGAGUGGAUGGUUUGCAAAUCUUUUUUAAGUAUUUGUGUGGUGCUGUGUUCUGUAAAAUGGUUAGUUCUCUUUUAUAUAUAAGCCAUGUAUUUGGAAUACCAUAGCAAAGAAAGUAUGUGGUUGAAGUAUGUUUCUCCUCAUGUCAACUUCCACCCUUCAAAAAGAGUAUUUGAAAUGGGUUGGCAUAUUGAGAUUGAUUGUAGGCUGUAGUAUUUUUUCUAACAGUAAAAAAUGAAAGCUAAACAAGAUACUGGUUUGAUAUAGGAUUACAGAAAAUGUGCAUUGGAUAGUAUUUCUUGAAUGCUAGACAUUAUUUUGUUGUUUGUAAAGAUAGUAUUUUAUAUUUAAUUAAACAUAAUGAAUUCCUAAAUUGAAGUGGUGUAGAUAUGUUACCUCUCAAGGUGCCUUUUCAGUUUUCACUGUCCCAGGGUAUGAAGUUUACUGGUUUGUCCAGAUGUGGACUUGAAUAGCCUAAGUUAAUACCAUUGCAUGAUGUGUGAUAGUAUUUUCCCCCCUCUCAACAGCGUUAAUGAAGAAAAUUGCUGUUAGUGGUGUGUACCAUUAACUGUAGAUAUUGUUAUUAUUUUAUUUAAAUGUAAAUAUUAUACAUUUUGUAAGUAACUGUAUGCUCAAACUAUAUGCCAUCUGCAGGAUUGCUUUGUGUCUAUGUACCUGCAGUAAGAAUGUCAAAUUUCGUGAUUUUUCUUAAAAAUGUUUGUAAACAUUUAUUUCAACAUAGAAGGAAAUUUUAUUUUAUUCAACAAUAUGGAAAAUUAUAUAUUUAAAAUGAGCAUUUUUGUUUACUGUUUUAUAGAAAUACUUAAAUAUUGUUACUUGAUAUGUUAAAUUCAUGCCAUUUUUACAGUUCUGUUCAAAGAAGGAAGAUUGACAAGAAAUGUAAAUAUUUUGUGAACUUUAAGUCAUAACUUUAGUAAGUUAGUAAUUCAGGAUGAAUAACUAACUGUCUCUCAGAAGUCUAGUCCCAAAUUUUAAAUCUACAGAUUUAUUUAUUGAAGAAUGAUUAUGUUUAAAAGUGCUUUACUUUUACAAGAAACCUACCAAUUGACUCUGUUAAAUGUUUUGUACAUUGUGUUAAACAAUUACAUGAUUGCUAAUACUGUUUGUGAUAAUGACAGUUUUCUUUUAUGUCCCUUUUAUCAACUGCUCAAUUGCAGUACAGUUUUUGAGAAAUAAAUGAAACAAGGCAGAAGCUGUUCUGGAAGUGCCUCAAUUAAAACAAACUGUAAAAGAAAGAAAUAAAAAUACAGUGCUCAUCAAAGUAUUUA